UAUUUCAUUUUAUGAAUAUACAGGAUACUUAUCUGUAGUCAACUCUUGCGUGUUAUCUCUGAAAGCCAAUCUAGAAGUUCUUCUCUUAUUGUCUUUUCUUGGAGCAUUUAAUUAUCAAAUGUACUUGUACAGGAAUUUUUUUUUUUAAAUCCAUUGCAAGAACUUUCCCAGGGACGGCAACGUUUGAACAGGUCAUUACCAGCAUCCUUUCUGCGUCUUGUUAAAGUCUUUAGUUCAUAUAUCAGAGGCGAUAUCUCUUUUUUCUGUCAUUGAACUCUUGGAGUAGCUUUUUGAUUAGAUAUUGAUUAUGGGAGCCCAAAGCUCAAAGGAUUCAAGUGAAAGCAUGUCAGCUGGUUCAGAUGCAUGGAUCCAUUACGGAUAUCCACCACCACAUUCUGCACAUCCUCAAGAGAAUUCAUACUAUACGCCACAGCAUCAUUAUACUCCACCUCCCUCCUAUAAUUAUGGAUCACAAACGCCCCAGCGCUCGCAUAAGAUUAUGGGCAGGAAAUACUCAAGGAUAGCUGAUAACUACCAAACUUUGGACCAGGUUACUGCUGCCCUUGCACAAGCUGGCCUUGAGUCCUCUAACCUUAUUGUUGGUAUUGAUUUCACAAAGAGCAACGAGUGGACAGGUGCCAGGUCAUUCAACCGCCGAAGCUUGCAUCACAUUGGAAAUGGUCAAAAUCCCUACGAACAAGCUAUAUCAAUUAUUGGACAGAGCUUAUCUGCUUUUGAUGAGGAUAACUUGAUUCCCUGUUAUGGAUUUGGAGACGCAUCAACACAUGAUCAAGACGUCUUCAGUUUCUAUCCAGAAGAGAGAAUUUGCAAUGGAUUUGAGGAGGUGCUAGCAAGAUACAGAGAAAUUGUUCCCCAACUUCGACUUGCAGGGCCAACAUCUUUUGCACCCAUCAUUGAAAUGGCCAUCACUAUAGUUGAGCAAAGUGGUGGUCAAUACCAUGUUUUGCUGAUAAUUGCUGAUGGACAGGUGACAAGAAGUGUUGAUACACAGCAUAGUCAGCUUAGCCCCCAAGAGCAAAAGACAAUUGAUGCAAUUGUCAAAGCAAGUGAAUUCCCCUUGUCGAUUGUCCUUGUUGGGGUUGGUGAUGGGCCUUGGGACAUGAUGAAGGAGUUUGACGAUAACAUCCCUGCUCGUGCUUUUGACAAUUUUCAGUUUGUGAACUUCACAGAGAUUAUGUCAAAGAACAUGGAUCCAUCCAGAAAGCAGGCAGAAUUUGCUCUUUCAGCCUUGAUGGAAAUACCUUCUCAAUACAAAGCAACUAUUGAGCUUGGCUUAUUGGGAAGAAGGAAGGGAAAUGCUUCAGAGAGAUUUCCUCUCCCUCCUCCCCUUUAUGGUACCUCUUCUUUCAACACCUCAAAGCCUUAUUCUCGCUCAAGCAGUUUUCAGCAGAAUGCAUCUCCCAAUUCUCGCUCAAACAGUUUUGAGCAAAAUGAACCUCCUUAUUCUGGAUACGAUGAUGCAGCUAGCACAACCGCAGGUCCAUCUUCAACCUCCCGUUAUGAUCAUCAGGUUUGCCCCAUUUGCCUUGGUAAUCCCAAGGACAUGGCCUUUGGUUGUGGACAUCAGACUUGCUGUGACUGUGGAGAAGGCCUCCAACUCUGCCCCAUAUGUCGGAGCACUAUCCAAAUUCGAAUCAGGCUUUAUUAAUCAGCCUCUCUAAUCACAUUUUUGGUUUGGUAACAGCUGAAUUGAGUUAUUCAUCUUACAAAAGCAAGGAAAGUUUAGCCGUUGAUUAUAACCUGAAAGAUAGAAAAAGGCUUCCAUUUAUGAGUUUUACCACAUUCUGAGCAAUUUUAAUACAGACAGGGGAGGCCUAUAUCUCACCUGAUGCCUCCUUUUGCAACUUGCAACCACCAGCUAACCUCUGUGCUGCUAUCUUGAUGGAGAUUACGACAGUUGGCGUUAUGACCAGCAAUUUAAUGGUGAAAGCCUGAAAAGUAAGGGGACACAGCCAAUGUAGGACUCUUGCUGCAGUGAAGCUCUCUAAAUAGUAAAUACUUUCGAUUGGACAAUAUAUAUAUAUAUAGUAAAUACUUUCGGAAUGGGGCUUAGAUGAGGAUGAGAAUGUUGCCCUGUCAAGACAAUUGAUGAACAUAAACCUGGAUCGAAUCACUAGUUGAAUAGACUAUGUCCUUGUCAUUCUUUUUUUUAAAAAAAAAAAAAAAAAAUUGUUUGUAAUUGUUGAAUUGUUUCCUACAUCAAAGGAUAAUUUUGUGCUCGUGAACUGAAUAAAAACUCUGUAAGGUGUUAUUAAAAGUCCCUGUUUAGACAUACUCGAUAUGUGAG
Messenger RNA from Durio zibethinus, 2308 nucleotides. RefSeq names its product E3 ubiquitin-protein ligase RGLG5-like. Lineage: Eukaryota; Viridiplantae; Streptophyta; Magnoliopsida; Malvales; Malvaceae. Gene Ontology annotation, biological process: protein ubiquitination. Gene Ontology annotation, molecular function: ubiquitin-protein transferase activity. Gene Ontology annotation, cellular component: nucleus. The record is from RefSeq and is a predicted model, not a curated record.